UUUAAAGGAGUUGGUGGGAGAGUGCUCGCGCUGGUCACCGAAUCGAACCCGGAGCAGAUGAGCAUUCCGGAAGUGGCCCUGAGCUCCUCCUCCACCACCCGGGCGAUGCCGGUGCUGGGCAUGGGCACCGGGGGCUACCCCUUCACGGUGGACGCGAAGAAGAAGCUCGCCAUCCGCCACGCCAUCGAGCUUGGCUACCGCCACUUCGACACGGCCUCCCUUUACCAAUUCGAGCCGGCCCUCGGGGAAGCCAUCGCCGAGGCCCUGCACGUCGGCCUCAUCAACUCCCGCUCCGACCUCUUCAUCACCUCCAAGCUAUGGUGCACGGACGCUCACCCCGAUCUGGUCCUCCCCGCCAUCCGCGAGACUCUCAGGAAUCUCAAGUUGGAUUACCUUGAUCUCUACCUCAUACAUUGGCCGAUGAGCUUAAAGCCUGGAGCAUGCUCUUUUCCUAUAAAGAGCGAGGACAUUGUCCCAUUGGACUUGAAAUCAGUCUGGGGAGCCAUGGAGGAGUGCCAAAGGCUCGGGUUGGCUAAGUCGAUUGGGGUCAGCAACUUCACCCGAAAGAAAAUUGCGGAGCUACUUCAAACUGCUAAGAUACCGCCGGCUGUCAACCAGGUGGAAUUGAAUCCAGUGUGGCAGCAAAAGAAUCUGAGAGAGUUCUGCAAGGAAAAGGGUAUUCAUGUCAUCGCAUAUUCUCCUCUAGGAGGUCAGGCGUGGCCAGGGAGCAAGAACCUAGUCUUGGAAUCCGAGGUGCUCAAUGACAUAAGCAAGGCGAAAGGAAAGACUGUGGCCCAGGUAUCCUUGAGAUGGAUAUAUGAGCAAGGAGCGAGCAUGGUUGUAAAGAGCCUAAACAAGGAGAGGAUGAAGGAGAACAUGGGAAUCUUUGACUGGGAGUUAAGUGAGGAAGACCACCUAAAGAUCAGUCAAAUUCCACAAUGCAAGAGGAUCUCCACAUAUUCACUGCUCUCACCACAAGAGUCGCGCAACUCGAUUGACCUUCUUGAUGUUGACAUCGUUGAAGAUUGAAUUUUGCAUCACAGGGAAAUUUGAACCAGCAACCUCUUAAAAGAACAUCGAAUGCCAACAGGCAGUUGAUUCA
This is a messenger RNA of Musa acuminata AAA Group (dessert banana), 1102 nucleotides long. RefSeq names its product non-functional NADPH-dependent codeinone reductase 2-like. Bases 58 to 1029 code for a protein of 323 amino acids. Lineage: Eukaryota; Viridiplantae; Streptophyta; Magnoliopsida; Zingiberales; Musaceae. Gene Ontology annotation, molecular function: aldose reductase (NADPH) activity. The transcript is spliced from 4 exons. The record is from RefSeq and is a predicted model, not a curated record. Gene Ontology annotation, cellular component: cytosol.